Molecule: messenger RNA, 984 nt
Organism: Fusarium sp. VM40
Lineage: Eukaryota; Fungi; Ascomycota; Sordariomycetes; Hypocreales; Nectriaceae
Source: the annotation of a GenBank genome assembly
AUGGCGCCCCUCAUCACAACCGUAUACAGCGCCGACCCUUCAGCCCACGUCUUCAAUGGCAAGGUCUACAUCUACCCUUCUCACGAUCGUGAGACCGACAUCAAGUUUAACGACAACGGUGACCAGUACGACAUGGCUGACUACCAUGUCUUCAGCACUGACAGCCUCUCCCCACCUGGCGAGGUCGUCGACCAUGGUGUCGUCUUGAAGACAGAAGAUAUCCCCUGGGUAUCCAAACAGCUCUGGGCACCCGAUGCCGCCGAGAAGAAUGGAAAGUACUACCUGUACUUCCCAGCACGCGAUAAGAAGGGAAUCUUCCGCAUUGGCGUUGCAGUUGGCGACAAGCCUGAGGGGCCUUUCACCCCAGACCCAGAGCCCAUCAAGGGAAGCUACAGUAUUGAUCCAGCAAGCUUUGUGGACGACGAUGGACAGGGCUACCUGUACUUCGGAGGUCUUUGGGGUGGACAAUUGCAGUGCUACCAGAAGGGCAAUGACAUCUUCGAUGCCGAGUGGCAGGGUCCCAAGGAGGUCAGCGGCGAGGGUGUGCCCGCUCAAGGACCCAGGGUGGCCAAGCUCACCGAUGACAUGCACCAGUUCUCAGACGAAGUCCAGGAAAUUCAGAUCCUCGACCCAGAGACUGGCAAGAUCAUUCUGGGAGAUGACCACGACCGACGCUUCUUUGAGGCUGCCUGGAUGCACAAGAAAGAUGGCAAAUACUACUUCUCGUACUCAACAGGCGACACACACUUCCUCUGCUACGCUACAGGCGAUAGCCCUCUUGGCCCCUUUACCUACGGUGGACGUAUUUUGGAGCCUGUGCUUGGCUGGACAACACAUCACUCUAUUGUUGAGUUCAAGGGCAAGACAUAUCUGUUCUACCACGAUUGCGAGUUGAGCAAGGGUGUUGACCACUUGAGGUCUGUUAAGGCCAAGGAGAUCUUUUACGACGAUGAUGGCAAAAUAAUCACAACUACAUCGGACUAG